Messenger RNA from Conger conger (European conger), 1510 nucleotides. RefSeq names its product carbohydrate sulfotransferase 6 (gene chst6). Gene Ontology annotation, cellular component: Golgi membrane. NCBI's taxonomy places the organism in Eukaryota, Metazoa, Chordata, Actinopteri, Anguilliformes, Congridae. The coding region runs from base 311 to 1510 and encodes 399 amino acids. Gene Ontology annotation, biological process: N-acetylglucosamine metabolic process; sulfur compound metabolic process; carbohydrate metabolic process. The record is from RefSeq and is a predicted model, not a curated record. Gene Ontology annotation, molecular function: N-acetylglucosamine 6-O-sulfotransferase activity. The transcript has 3 exons.
UUAUCUCUGGAGUGUAUGUUCAGCUGGCGCCCGAAAAACAACAGAUCGCCGAACCUCUGGGAAUACGCUUUUCGUGAGCUGAAACUGCAUCCUGCCACUUAUUGUCCGAAGAUACCCAGUGGCAGGUCGUGGCCACGUCUCAAAGCCAUUCUUUGAACAGACUCUCCUGGAUUUGGGUGCUUUUGCAAACCUGGAGUUAACCAGGUGCAUCGCAAGAGUGUCUCUCUGAAAUUCGGAAACAUUAAUCUCGGUUUCUUUCCUUUAUCCGAAGCCACAGUCCAUUUCCAAGACACGUGGAGAGUUUCCCAGCAUGCCGCGCUGCAAGGUGCUGGUCCCGGCGGUGCUGACGGUGCUGCUGCUGCAGGGCGUGACCGUGCUGCUGCUGUUCGGCUGGUACGGCAACAACCUCGCCCCCGGGAAGUUCGCCCAGGGCAAGGUGCACGUCCUGCUGCUGUCCUCCUGGCGCUCUGGCUCCUCCUUCCUGGGCCAGACCUUCAGCCAGCACCCCGACGUCUUCUACCUGAUGGAGCCGGCCUGGCACGUGUGGACCACGCUGCGGCAGCCCGGCGCCUGGGCCCUCCGCAUGGCCGUCCGCGACCUGAUGCGCAGCGUCUUCCUGUGCGACAUGUCGGUGCUGGAGUCGUACACGCCGGCCAACCGCAACGUCUCGCAAAUCUUCAUGUGGAGCCACAGCCGCGCCCUGUGCUCCCCGCCCGCCUGCCCCCUGACCCCCCGGGACGCCUUCAGCAACGAGACGGCCUGCAAGCUCCGCUGCGACGCCCGGGGCCUGCAGGGGGCGCAGGCGGCCUGCCGGUCCUACUCGCACGUGGUGCUGAAGGAGGUGCGCUUCUUCGACCUGGAGCCCCUCUACCCGCUUCUCCGUGACCCCACCCUGGACCUGCGCAUCAUACACCUGGUGCGCGACCCCCGGGCGGUGGCCCGCUCCCGCGACAAGUCGGCCAAAGCGCUGACGCGCGACAACGCCCUGGUGCUGGAGAAGGGGGACACGCUGGUGACGGACACCCGCUACGACGUGCUGGAGGCGGUCUGCCGGAGCCACGUCCGGAUAUACGAGACGGCCGUGCUGAACCCGCCCGAGUUCCUGCGCGGGCGCUACAAGCUGGUGCGCUACGAGGACCUGGUGCGCGACACGUCGGCCGAGGUGGAGGACAUGUACGACUUCGCCGGGCUGGAGAUGAGCGAGAGGCUGCAGGAGUGGAUCUACCGGGUGACGCACGGGAAGGGCAGCGGGACCCGCAAGGAGGCCUUCCAGAUAACGUCCAGGAACGCGGCCGACGUGUCGCAGGCCUGGCGCACCACCUUGCCCUUCGACAAGGUGCGGCGCAUCCAGCAGCUGUGCAAGGGCGCCAUGGAGCUGAUGGGGUACCGGCCCGUGCACAGCAUCAAGGAGCAGAGGCAGGAGGACCUGGACCUCCUGCUGCCCCGGAAAAGCCGCGAGUUCAGCUGGCUCCCGCCCGACCGCUCCACCCCAGCGCUGCCCAACCUGUGA